UGUAAUUCUGUAUCCUGUAUUUGACAGACGAAUGCUAGUCUCUCUCACUAUUUAGGAUAUAAGGUUACUUAUUUUAGUACAUAUAAUGAGCUGUUGUUUUACCUAUAACAUCAUUGAAAUCCUUCAAUUAUUCCAUUAAAUUCACCCAGUUUAUAUUAAUGUACAUCCGAUUUCCGAAACAUCGCUUGAUUAUACAUUAUGACAGAUAUUUUUGAACGCUUGGAGUCGAACAAUAGGGAAGCAAUUGAGAAUGCAAAAGAAACUUUACGAGAACAAUUUAUGAAAGUUAAUGACUCUUGGCUGUUAAAUGGCCUGUAUGAUUAUUAUUUAAGUACUAAUUCUGUCAGAUCUAUGGAUAUCCUGGUAAAUAUAAGGGAACCUCAUCAUCAGUAUUUAUUUGAUCGUUUAUCUGAAUCAAUUAAGAGUUCAAAAACUGAAAUCAAAGUACAAGCAUUGACGUUAUUAGGACAUGUCGCUAGAAGUCAACCAACCUGGUUAUACAAACUUCAGGAGCAUAACUUACUUCGAGAUAUCUUACAAUUUUUAAAGAACGAAAUGGAACUCCUGCCGCUUAUAAGCGCUCUUCUUCUGCUGAUCGUUUUAUUACCAAUGAUACCGUCGGCGAUGGGCCACUAUUUAAGAGAUAUUUUUGAUAUUUUCAGUCGCCUAGCUUCUUGGAAUUGUGCUUCAGGAAAAUUUAUCGAGGAACAAAAUGUCCAUAUGCAGGUAGCCUUGUACGCGUUAUUUCUGAGGUUAUACGGAAUGUAUCCCUGCAAUUUCCUUGCAUAUUUGAGAGUGCAGUAUAAAGAAAAAAGUAAUCCAGUUUUUGUUCACACUAUUAAGCCUAUGCUGGACACUGUUAGAAUGCAUCCGUCACUAGUUACGGCUUCUCAGGAAAAUGAAAUAACAACAGAAAGGUGGAAGAAAAAAGGAGUGCACGAUGUAAUCGUUGAAUGUGAAAGGUUUAGUUUGGACAUAACCGACCGGUGUCCACACGAUUCCUGUCAGAAUACGUCUGGUUUUCGUUCGAGAUCGGGAACUACAAAUUCAAAUAUUGAACCGUCAUAUCAAUUGCAUAAUUUAAAAAAUCUAGCGGCCUGUCAAAUGCAGAUCACUGAAACGAGUUACUUUUCACCGAGCAUGGUGUUUCACGUACAAACUCCACCAAUUACCGAGACUCUUCCUACAAAUAUCCCUCAUGUGCAGAGUUGUAUUCAAGGCGUGAAUUAUCUGUCACAGGAAGGUACUUCUCCUCCUGAGGCUGCGAUAGAGGCAACUCCAGAAACAACUCCCGUUAGGGAUUUUCGAUUGUUACCGGCCAGAUCUCAACCGUUAAAUUCUAAUAUUGCGAGAGCGUUGACUUCAUUUAGCAAAAACCGACCAUCUGGUUCUCAGAACACGACACCCACUCAUUCACAACCUUCUUCGCCAAUGCGCAAAGAGAGUUCACCAUUUAGUUUUUCAUCCGAGAGUAAAUCGGCGUUUCGCAAAAUAAAACGAGAAUCAGUAUCCAACCAGAAAUUAAAUAAACUUAUAUUGGAACGGUCGCAGAUUACCGAUUGUACUGUUGGCGGUGACAUGUCUUCAAAAAACAAAAAUUUACCUAUGCCUUCUAGUCCCCUGCGCAUUAUUACUUCCGAAGCAGCUUUGAGACAGUCCACCCAUCACCAAAGAAUCGAAUCUCCUAUAAGUCAAGAAGAUGAGGAGGUUUUAUCUAUUGUUGGAAAAAAUGAGGCCAUAAAGCCUUCCGCUGCGAGGGCUUACAGUAACGUGUCGCCCGAUUUUGACGAUUGUUCAAACGAACAUUUGGACGAAGAACAGGAACACGGAUCCCCUUGUACCGCGGGUGGACUGCACAUGCCUAAUUCAAAAUCGAUGAACAGCUUCGCAAAGAGAGUCCAACGAUUACGGUAUCACAGUCAGUGCAAUCCCGAGCCCGAGCAAAUCGAAGCCUCUACCGGCAGCAGUCCGGGAAACAAUAUACCAUUUCCAAAUUGUACGACGGUUCGCCGUGCAAACUCGUGCCCGGAAAUUAAGAAAAGUCCCAAUAAUCCUUCAAAAGACAAUAUGGAUAAGCCCUUGGAUGAAACUGAUGAGGAAACUACGGGAGAAGUUAAGGUGGAGAGUGUACUGAACAAUUUGAAUGCCGUCAAUCAAACCGAUAAGUGUGAAAAGCUUAGGAAGGCCAUGUUUUGCUGUUCUACCCAGACGGAAAACUUUUGGCCGAUGCCAUACGAGCAUUUAUUUUUGGGCAUUUUCCCAUCCUUGGAGAGCGGCGAAGUCAAGCCGAGCCCUGUACCGAGUCCCGCACCUUUCAAUAUUUCUCAGGAAAGAAGCUGCCCUCCUUCCUUAUACGAUAUCCUAGACAAGUAUAUUGAAUCGGCAGUGAACUGCAGCGAAAGGAACAGCUCGCAGCUCCUUAGGGAUCAACUGCAACUCUUGCAUCAGCAACUCCUUUUCGAGAGACAUAGAAGAGAAACUCACGCCUACAGAAACAGACGGUUGCUUUCAGACGCAAAGAGUACGAGAUUAUUGGAAGAAUGUAACUCUGCCUUGCGAGAUACUGUUCAACUUCAGCAAAGAGAUAUUGAUGACUUAAGGAAGCAAAUUAAUACUUUCAAAAAGGAAAGACUUGACGAAGAGAAGAAAUUGAACAAGACCGUCCAGUAUUGGGAGAAUCAGUGCAAGACCUUGCAGCAGGAAUGCAAAAAUUUGAGGGAGAUCAACAACGUUUUUGCGAAAGAUUUGGUCGAUUUAAGAAGUAAAUGCUCCGAUUUGAACGAAGAACGCCAAAAGGCGGAGUCUGUGUUGCUAGACACGAUUGCCGAAGUAAACGUGGCGAGAGAACAGGCGUGGGUGGGAGAAAAAGGCAGACACGAAUUAGAGCAGGUCAAUAAAGAACUGCUCUUGAUCGGGGAGCUUCAGUUGAAGUACCAGGAGAAGUUGGAUAAGCUGUCCGCCAUGAAGAGGAGCGAGGAGGAAUUGGAAACGGUCAGGGAAUCUUAUAAAGAAAGCAUUAAAAGCAUGGAGCAACAAUUAGAAAUCAAGGUGGCAGGUUUGGAGGCGUACAAAGCACGAGUUCAUGAAUUGGAACAUAUAAUAAUGACAAACGAAGAUUUAAUACUGGCUCAGAAAAAGACGGUGAACGUGUUGAAUGAACAGCGGUUUGAAAAAUUUGAGGCCGUCGAAAGUAAAUAUCAGACGCAGUUGACGAUCAAUCGGGCUCUAGAAGAGAAAAUACUGGAUUUACGUCAACGAUUAGAGUCCGACAAAGGAAAGAGGUGUGUUCAUUCGCCGGACACUAGUAGCUGUCACGAGGUAAACGUGACUACAACGGCUGGUUUUAGUCCACAUUCGUCCCCCCUGUCGGCUUCCCUGGCGUCCUCGGAGGGAAGCAUGGCGUUUCACGAAAGAGAGCAGAGAGAAGUAAAGAACCUUCAGGCGAUCGUGGACCAAAAGUCAAGAUUCGAUGGCGAUGCAUUUGUUGAAAAAGAAAACGACUGAUUUUUCAUCUUAAUAUAUAUAUAUAUAUAUAUAUAUAUAUAUAUAUAUAUUCUAGGAGUAAGACGAGAAACAUAAAAAUGGCAUUAAAAGCUCAUAACCGCUUUGAUAAAAAUUACCUACUGUGUAGUUGUAAAAUUUUAUACAAAUGUUAUAAGUGACACAAAUUCAUGUAAAAGGAAUACAUUCAUUACUGUUCUCUAAGUUGUCAUCUCAAAAAGUGUUAGUUGUUGUACUCUCACGAAGGUUAGAAUGUUAUAUUAUAUAUAUAUUAUAUAAAUAUUAUGUAAAUUUAAAGCGUUACUUUAUAUAAAGACCAAAAUGUUGAGGCACUUCUAAAUUUGUGAUGGUAGACGUAACAAAGUAUUUAUUGUUAUGGCUGAUGAUUAUAUUGUUACA
Anoplophora glabripennis (Asian longhorned beetle) is the source of this 3900-nucleotide messenger RNA. It is a transcript of the gene Tsc1, whose product is annotated as hamartin. NCBI's taxonomy places the organism in Eukaryota, Metazoa, Arthropoda, Insecta, Coleoptera, Cerambycidae. Gene Ontology annotation, cellular component: TSC1-TSC2 complex. Bases 199 to 3504 code for a protein of 1101 amino acids. The record is from RefSeq and is a predicted model, not a curated record. The transcript has 21 exons. Gene Ontology annotation, biological process: regulation of cell cycle; negative regulation of cell population proliferation; negative regulation of TOR signaling.